Sphaeroforma arctica JP610 is the source of this 628-nucleotide messenger RNA. RefSeq lists its product as hypothetical. The annotation marks the transcript as partial. The record is from RefSeq and is a predicted model, not a curated record. Lineage: Eukaryota; Ichthyosporea; Ichthyophonida. The transcript is spliced from 2 exons.
AGAAUAUUGAUACACUAGUAGAGAUAAAUAAUGUUCGGAAAAGUGAUUCUAGCCGUAUGCGCCGCGUCGUUGAUCGAGGUCAACGCAGCCUCCAACUCUGCCCUCCACAAAAAAGUUACUAGGCGUGAUGCUGAUGAUUGCAAUUGGGACAAAGGAAACAUCAUUAUAAAACCAAAAUUAACGAAUAAAGCAGACGACGAGGGAAACUAUGUAUUCCUUGAGGCCGACAUUGACAGCCAAUUGUCAGAUAUCGAGGCUACUUCUGCGGAAUGUAGCCAGAGUGGCGAGAUCUGCACAUUUUCAGCGGAUUUGGAAAACACAUUAGUUCUUGCGGAUGUCACUUGCAAAGACCUUGAGAAAUUAGAGGUCCAGCUCUACCAUAGUCAAUCAAUACUUCCAGAUGACAAGGAGGGUGAAUAUGACUUCACCGAUGAGUCCAGAGAUCUCGAACCGAGCGACACAUUCACUCUUUUCUCCGGCAAGAGCCUUGGAAUUACCGACGGAGAAAUUGAUUUCGAAUCUCGUAUCGAAUCUACGUCGGAUUGCAAUUGGGACAUCGGGACUAUCAAUUUUGUUCCUAUCAUGGCUAAUGGUCUUGACGAUGAAGAUUUCCUCACUGGAACAACAG